AUGUUGUUUCUGCUGCUGCUGCUGCUGCUGUUGGUGGCAGUAGAGGCAAAUUUGAUCAAGGGUCAAGUGUUAGUACCACCGUACACCAAUUUGGCACUUGGUAGAAAAAUUGAGGCAUCCUCAACAUGCGGUGAGAUCACUGGACAACCAAUAAAAGAAAUAUAUUGCCAAAUAGCUGGUUCCAGUCAGUACAAUCCUUUGAAUCAGUAUUCAUACAGUACGGGUGAAGAUGGUAUUUCUGUUUUUGCUGAGCUUAAAAUGGGAAAGCAAUCUUUUGUUCAGGGUGGACAGAUGUGUGAUUUUUGCCAAGCAAAUAGUUCAUUUGCACAUCCAGCUACUAAUAUGGUUGAUGGCCGAGCAAGUUGGUGGCAAAGCCCACCAUUGAGUAGAGGCAUGCAAUAUAAUCAAGUUAACAUAAGUAUUGAUCUUGAACAGGAAUUUCACGUAGCGUAUGUAUGGAUUCAAAUGGCGAACAGCCCUCGGCCCGGAUCAUGGGUGCUAGAACGAUCUGUUGAUGGCGGAAAAAUUUAUAACCCAUGGCAGUAUUUUGCAGAAACACCUGCAGAAUGCGAUCGUUUAUUUGGGCGACAUACGCUACAACCAAUAGUAUCUGAUGAUACUGUAAUAUGCACACAUGAAUUUUCGGGUAUUCAUCCAAUGGAAAAUGCAGAGAUAAUGAUCAACUUACUUGAGAAUCGCCCUGGAAAGCACAACUUUAGCCAUUCUGAAGUUUUGCAAAAUUUUACUCGCGCAACAAAUGUACGCCUUCGUCUUUUACGUACUAAAACACUGCAUGGACAUUUAAUGGAUGUUAAUCGUCGUGAUCCAACUGUCACACGACGAUACUUCUAUGCGAUCAAAGAAAUCUUCAUGGGGGGUCGUUGUGUAUGUAACGGGCACGCAGACACAUGUGAUAUUCUUGACAUCAGACGUUCUAACACUCUCCUUUGCCGAUGUGAACAUAAUACUUGCGGAGAUCAUUGUGAACACUGUUGUGCAGGAUAUGAGCAGAAAAGAUGGCAACGUAGUAAAGAAGGAGCUGAAUUUGUGUGUGAACCAUGUAACUGUCAUGGUCAUAGUGAUGAAUGUGUUUAUGAAGAAAAACUUGAUAAAAUACAUGCAAGUUUGGAUAUACAUGGAAAUUACGCAGGUGGUGGUCGCUGUCUAAAUUGCAAACAUAAUACAGAAGGCAUAAACUGUAACAAAUGCACUUAUGGAUAUUAUCGACCGAAAGGAAAAUUUUGGAAUCAAACAGAUGUGUGCCAGCCUUGUAUAUGUGAUCCUGAAAAACAUUCUGGAGGUUGUGAAGAUGAAACAGGUCAUUGCUUUUGUAAGGAUCAGUUCACUGGUAAAAAUUGUGACAAAUGCGCGCCUGGUUAUUAUUCACCACCAGAAUGUAAACCUUGUGAUUGCUCAGUAAAUGGCACAUUGGAUAAAAUAUGCUUGCCCACUAAUGGACGUUGUCCGUGCAAGAGUAAUUACGUAGGAAAUCUUUGCAAUUCAUGCGCACCAGGUUAUACCAACAUUACUGGUGGUUGCGUUGGAAUAACUAUGUUUUUUUUAAUCUCAGCUUGCAAAUGUAGUAAAUUUGGAUCGUUGCAUAAUAACUGUGAUGAAAGCUCUGCACAAUGUAUGUGCAAAGCAAAUUUUGCUGGACUUAAUUGCGAAAGUUGUGCCGAUGGAUACUUUGAUCAUUCUCGAUGUGAAUAUUGUGAUUGUGAUACUAGUGGUACGGAAGAUGGUAUAUGUGAUAAAGAAACAGGUACAUGUCUAUGUAAACCAGGGUUUUCUGGUUCAAGAUGCGAUCAGUGCAGUUCGAACUAUUAUGGCUAUCCACAUUGUAAAGAAUGUGGCUGCAAUCAACAAGGCUCAAGAUCAGUAGAAUGUGAUCGUAAAACUGGUGAUUGCCCUUGUUAUGCUAAUUUCACAAGCAAAAAGUGUGAUCGCUGUGCGGCAGGGUUUUAUGAUUAUCCUAAUUGUAAACCGUGUUCUUGUUUAGCUACCGGUUCCAAAGGAAUGACCUGUGACAGCACUGGACAGUGUUAUUGUAAGCCGAACUUUCAAGGUCAGAGAUGUGAUCAGUGCAAAACUAAUUUUUAUAAUUUCCCGAUUUGCGAAGAAUGCAAUUGUAAUCCCAAAGGGGUAGUGACAAGUUUUGCUGGUUGCGACCAAGUUGCACCUGGAGACCUCUGCACCUGCAAAAAGCAUGUUACUGGUCGCAUAUGUGAUCAGUGCAAGCCAACUUAUUGGGACUUACAAUACCAUCAUGAAAAUGGUUGUAUCAAAUGUGAAUGUAAUCUGGCUGGUACGAUUUCUGAGUUGAAUGAUUGUACUCUUGUCGAAGGGCAAUGCAACUGUAAACGACACGUCGCAGGUCGUCGCUGUGAAAAAUGCGCAGAUGGAUUUUUCCAGCUGGAAGCGCAUAAUAAAUUUGGAUGCAAGGCAUGUAAGUGUGAUAUUGGAGGAGCACUUGGAGUUAGUUGCGAUAUGGAAACAGGGGAAUGUCGUUGUCGUCCGCGAAUUACUGGGCAAAAAUGUGAUAAACCUAUACAGAAUCAUUACUUCCCAACAUUAUGGCACAAUAAAUAUGAAGCAGAAGAUGGUUUAUCGGCUGAGAACAAACCUGUGCGUUUUGCUACUGAUACAAGCAAAUUUUCAAAUUAUUCUUGGAAAGGAUAUGUAGUAUUUUCACCAAUUCAAGAAGAUGUUUUAUUGGAUGUAACAGUGAGCAAAGCUAGCCUCUAUCGUCUUCUUUUACAUUAUGUUAAUCCAACUGAUAUCCAAAUUAAUGUUCGAAUAACAGUCAUACCUCUAUUCACACAUACGCAAGAUGUGGAGCAAAUUAGUCGUAUGAGUUUCCCAGUAGCAGUUGAACCAUUAACCAUUGCAGUCAACCCAAAGCAACCAUUCGUAUUGAAUCCUGGAAAAUGGCGCAUUAAGAUUUCUACUAAACAACGUCUAUUUCUGGACCAUAUCGUAUUGUUACCCUCAGAAUAUUAUGAAGGAACGGUGCUAAAAGAGCGUGUUUUUGAACCAUGUCAUGCCUUAGAUUCACAUAAUACUACAUGCUUUGACAUGCUUUAUCCACCAUUUCCAUUUACUUCACGCGCGGAUAUAACGGGAUACGGAUCAUUUAUGCAGAAACAAAAAAAUGGCAGCAUGUCACUACUUGAAAAGAUUUCUGAAAUGAAAUUGCCUGUUAAUGUUGGACAUGCAGGUUUGAUACGAGCUGAUGAUGAGGAUCGCGAAAUUUACAUAUAUUUGGAGGUACCAGAGGAUGAUGAUUAUCUUAUUUUACUAGAAUAUCAUAAUGCCAAUGUGAAAACGAUCCCAUUAAUUGUGCAAGCACAACAAAAUGGAAGGCUUUUGAUGAAUGGAACUGUUGUUCUAAAAAAUUGCCCAUAUUCAACAUUUUGUCGUGAAGUAGUGUCAUCUAAUGGCAGUGUUCUAUCUGUAGCUUUAAAACAUGAUAAUAAUGUAACUGUUAUACUCGGUGUGGAGCAGGAUCAUGAAUUUGGUUUAGCUACAGCUUACCUUGUUAAUGCAAAAGAUUGGAAUGUUGAUUAUCUUCAGCAAAUUUCUGUAUGCAUUCGUAAAAAUGGGCAGUGUGUAAGCCAGUGGUUUCCUCCAGCUGCUAACGGUAUUGUAAGUGAGGCUGAGUCGCAAAUGAAUUUAAAUAUCUCAAUUAGUGGAGAUAAAUUACCAUUUUCGGUUGCUAAUCCGAGGGAUGUGCAAGUUAUGGCUCUGGAUGAAAAUAUGGGUACUGUAGAAGUAACUGGUGUAGUACCUUCUCAUGGUCAUUAUGUCUUCAUUGUGCAGUAUUUUAAUCCAGAUAAUACAUUGCUUACUGUUGACGUGACGUUACAGAAUGGACACGUGCAUCACGCGCAAGUGCCGUUCUCAUAUUGCCCAAGCGUUAUUGGUUGUCGCACUCUUAUAAGAGACAAAGAACGACCAGAUGUGAUACAGUUUGCUAUAGAAGACAAGUAUACAGCCUCAUUUUAUUUCAGUGAAAGGCAAAAAGGACCAAUAUACAUUGACUCGAUAACGUCUCUACCAUUUAAUUCGUACAGCAGUACGUUAUUGUCUCCAUUACCUAUGGAUUUGUCUGAUGAAUACAUACAAGAGUGCAACACCAAUAACUUUGAAAAUGAUCCGUCAAAUAUCAGUGACUACUGUCGUCAGAAAGUGUUUUCAUUAACAUCAGAUUAUAAUAUGGCUGCUCUUCCAUGUGAAUGUAGCUCACAAGGCAGUACAAGUUUCAUGUGUAAAGAAUAUGGUGGAGAAUGUCCAUGUCGUGCGAAUAUUAUUGGACGCCGUUGUGAUCGUUGUGCUUCUGGCUAUUAUAGUUUUCCUGAUUGCAUAAGUUCAUGUCCUGAUAAUCACUUAUGUGACGAGAGAACUGGACAAUGCUUCUGCCCACCUCAUGUUGAAGGAAAGAAUUGUGAUAGCUGCGUACCGUAUGCUUUCGGUUAUGAUCCUCUAAUAGGCUGUCAGCUAUGCGGCUGCCAUCAAAAUGGUUCAGAAGGAGAGCAGCUUCAAUGUGAUCCAGACAGUGGACAAUGCUUAUGCAAGGCAAAUGUUGGUGGCAGGAAAUGCAAUGAAUGUUUACCUGGAUUUUAUGGUUUUCCACAUUGCUACGAAUGUGCAUGUGAGAUAAAAGGCACAACAGAAGAGAUAUGUGAGGCAACUAGUGCAACAUGUAAAUGCAAGAAGAAUGUAAUUGGUGAAAAUUGUGAUACUUGCCGUACAGGUGCCUUUGAUUUACGUGUAUCGAAUCCUGAAGGUUGCGCAGAAUGUUUCUGUUUUGGUGCUACCGAUCGUUGUCGAUCUUCAUUUCUUCCUGUUACUUUUGUGAAUUUUGAUGAAGAAGCAUGGAAAGUGUAUCCUAAUAAAUCAGUAAAACUUUCGAAUGGCAGAGUUGUAUAUCAUGCAGAAAACGAUAGUUCUGAUGAUGUGUAUUUUUUAGCUCCAAUAGGAUCCAACCAUGACUUUACUACUUCAUAUGGUUUACAGCUUUCAUUCAUGAUAUCAUCUGAUCCUAAGCAAAAUGAGACUGCAAUGAGUUCUGCACCGGAUAUUCAAAUUGUUGGUAACAACACUACCUUGGAUUUUUGGGCUCGAGAGCAACCAGCUAAUCCACGAAUACCCUUUAUUGUCGAAAUGAAGCUUUUACCGGAAAAUCUGAUGGAAGCAACGGGACAACCAACAACACGACAAACUCUUAUGAUGGUUUUGCACAGUUUAGAGGAGCUCAGAAUCAAAGCUUGUUAUUAUACAAACUGCGAAUCGGCUUCAGUUAGUGAGUUGCAGCUUGAAAUAGCAAAAGAUGAAGAAACAAACGGGGAUAGUUAUACAGCAUCUUCUGUUGAAAUAUGUCAGUGUCCUUCACCAUAUACUGGACUUUCAUGUCAGCAAUGUUCUCCUGGUUAUUAUCGUGUUAAUAAUGGUCGAUAUCUUGGUGCUUGUGUACCAUGCAAUUGUAGCGGUCACUCUGGAAGUUGUGACGCAGACACUGGAAUUUGUUUUGACUGUCAGCAUGACACUUUUGGGGACCAUUGCGAAUUUUGUCGUAUUGGAUUUUAUGGUGAUGCUACUAAAGGAGGACCUUAUUCGUGUUUACCUUGUGCUUGUCCUUAUGCUACUGAAGGAAACAACUUUGCGAUCAGUUGUCAGGUAAGUGAAACGGGCAUGUUAGAAUCAUGUACUUGUAAAGAAGGAUAUACAUCUGAUUACUGUGACCGAUGUGAUAUUGGCUAUUAUGGUCAACCGACAGCGGUGAAUGGUGUUUGUCAAAAAUGUGAUUGCAACAAUAAUAAUGACUUGAACAUAGAUGGUUCUUGCCACCCGACAUCCGGUCAGUGUGAUCUCUGCUUGAAUAAUACUGCUGGUGAACACUGCGAAUACUGUCAAACAUGGUAUUAUGGUGAUGCUAUCGAAGCAAAAAAUUGUACAAAUUGUAUGUGCAAUCAGUGUGGUAGUUUAUUAUGUGAUAAUAAAUCGGGACAAUGUGAAUGCUUACCAAAUGUUGAGGGAAAAAAUUGCGAUCACUGUGUGAUGAAUGCAUGGGGUUUUUCACAGUGUCAUGGUUGCAAUAUGUGUAAUUGUGGAUUGGCUUCACAGAGUCCUCAGUGUGAUGCAGAAACAGGACAAUGCUCUUGCAUGCCUGGAGCUGCUGGACAAAUGUGCGAAAUUUGCGAGUAUGGUUAUUGGAAUUAUGGUUCUACUGGAUGCUCCAAGUGUGAUUGUGAGGCUGAUUUAUCAAUGGGAACAGUUUGCGAUGUAAAUACAGGACAGUGUCAUUGUCAAGAAGGCGCAACUGGUCCUAGAUGCGACCAAUGUGCUGAACACUACCUUCGAAUACCAAGUUUUGGAUGUCGAUUAUGUGAUGAGUGUGUUCAUUCCGUUGUGCGUGAUUUGGAUGAUUUGUACAGUACAGUUGCCUUUGUUAAUGGAACCAUUAAUAACAUAUCAACAACUGCUUUGGCAGGCGCUCAUCUCAAGCGCAUUCGUACAAAAAUCAGCGAUUUGCAAAAGAUGCGAUAUCCUAAACAGAUCUCUCAUUUAAAGCCAGUAUUGGACAAUCAUAUUGGGUCAGUAUUCGACCUGGGUGUUGGGAAUUUAACAGACGGCCUCUUAGAUGCAACAAAUGAUGUAGUCGACAUAUCAGUUCGAGCGAAUCGGUCUUUGGAUGUACUGCAAAGCGUGAAUAAUAAUCUGCACAAUGUUAUUGAUAGGACCAGCAUCGUUUCAUUGCAGUUCACAUUAGAUGCGUCUCGUCGUAUUGAAGAAGCUGCAUCUGUUGUUGAUUCCUUGAAAAACCUCGCUUUUUCGCUUGGAAAAGACUCUAGUGCCGUCGAUCGUCAGAAAUGGCUAGGAGAUUCCAGUUUACUUUUGCAACAAAUUCGUGAUGAUACUAAAAGUGAAAAAGCAAGGGAAUACGCAAAUAAUGCAAGUAAUGAAGUGGAAAAACUACUCAAACACAUGCAACAGCAAAAAAAUCAAAACAGUGAGGUGCGUGAAAAAUUUUUGCGGAUCAAAAAGCAAAUGGAAGAGUUGUUGAAUAACAUAACAGAUUACCAAUCAUUUCUUGAUCAAGUUCACAAAUCAGUCGGAUAUACUAUGCAGCGAUUGAACAGAUCGAAAAUAUAUGAUAUGAAUCUUGUAAAAGCUGGUGUGGAAGCUGGAGACAAUAAAAUCAAAGAAGCACUUGCCAUUAUCUAUGAUUUAAGUUCAGCUUCAGAAAUAUUCAUAGAUUCUCUUAGCCAUUUGAAUAGUACACUUGGCGAUACAAUAAGAAAAGUCCAGAAUGCAUUAGGUCGAUUAGUGGUUGCACAUGGUGGACAUCAUUUUCGAAAGAUACGUCACAUUAAUAAGAUUGAAUAUUUAAAUAAAUCGAAAGAGCUAGAGGAAAAAGCACUGCAUUUGUCCGCUUUGUUUGAUAUAACUCGAAAUGAAGCAAAAAGUGCUUUGACAGCUGCUAAUGGAUAUAGAGAAUUGAUGAAUCUAUUCAAAAAAUCAAAAAAUAUGACAAAUCAAGCUUUAGAAAAUGCUCAAAAAGCUAAGGAAUUUCACGCUAAAGGAAUGGUAGGAGUCUCAAGUACUGUCGCAUCAGCAAAAACACUUCGUGAGCAAUCUGUCGACUUACUCAAUGCUGUGGUCGACCUUAGACACUCAAGUAUCCAAGAUGUUGACGGUUUAAAAACCAGUCUUGAUGAACGAGCAACAGGACUGACAUCGCUGAUCGAAAAGCAAAAAAAUAUCGUUGAAAGCCUUCAACCCAAAUUUGACGACGUUGAAAUGAAUAGGAAAUUGGAAUAUUCUUUGAAGACUUCGCAAGAAGUGAAAGAACGAAUUAAUGAUGUUGUUAAAGACUUUGUUGGUUUAGAACUUGAUUUGGAAGGAGUAGUUAAUCAUAGUAAAAAAAUCGUUGGAUCAAUGUCAUCUUCAGCUAAUGCCCUAGACACUGCUCGUGAGCAAAUCUUAAAGCUGGAACAUGAAAGUUUGCCCAUUAUGAAGCAAUUAAAAAUGCUACGCAAAGCAGCUUCCAAUACAUCUACUACAGUUGAAAGCUGUCGUGAAAAGCUGAAUUUGUUGAAGGAAAAAAUUGCUCUUGCUCGAGAUCUUGCCAAUAGGAUAAAAUUAGGCGCACAUUUUGAAAAGGGAAGUGUAUUGGAGUUGCCCCUUCCUUCAAGAAUAACACGCUCUGCUGCUUAUACAAAUGUUGAAUUUUCUUUCAGAACGAUUAGCCCUGAUGGUUUGUUGCUUUUCUUCGGUAAUGAACUUGGAGUUGCUGGGACACGUGCCGUUCCAACCGAUGAUUAUAUUGCUCUUGAAGUGCAUAAAGGUCGUUUGCGAGCAGUUGCUAACCUUGGCGAUCUACCCAGAGAUUUGAUUUCUGAUACUUUUGUUGCGGAUGGUAACUGGCGAAGAGUUGCUGUAGAACGUAUUGGAAAAAUAAUCAAAUUACGAUUGUCUUCACCAAAUGCGGCGAUAUAUGAUGAGGAAAAAAUUGGGACUUUUACUGGGUCUAAAUCACUUCUUAAUCUUCAUCAAAAGAAGAGUCGUUUAUUUGUUGGUGGUAUUGCUCCUGAUAUCAAAAUUUCAUCUGACAUACUCAAUCGUAACUUUAACGGUGAUAUCGAAGAUUUGCGUAUUCAUGGAGAAACUGUUGGUCUUUGGAAUACCAAAAAAGGAGGUAAUCACAAUGUCCAGGGUGCAAAGAAAAAAGAUGUUUCUUUGUCGUUGACUGAUGAAAUUGCAUUGAGCUUCAACGGAGAUGGGUAUGCUGUUCACAAGCUUGGGAUUUGGAAUCCUCAGAAGCAAACGGUUUUCUCUUUAACAUUCCAGACAUAUUCCCCAGAUGGUUUAGUGUUUUACUUGGGAAAAGAACGUGACUUUCUAUCUCUCGAAUUGCAAGACGGUUCAGUCAAGUUGUCAUUUGAUUUCGGAUCAGGAGUCGGAAGGUUGACAAGUACUGGCAGCAAUUAUAAUGAUGGCAAACCACAUUCUGUCUACGUACAUCGCUUAGAACGUCAUGCUCGUAUGCAGGUCGAUGAUAACGAUGUUGCGGAGGGCGAUUCGCCUGGUACAAUGUUCGAGCUUAGUGUGUCCGAUGUAUUUUAUUUGGGCGGUGUGCCUUCUGAUGUUUCAACGUUAGUUCAUUUCAUUAUUGAGUCAGCUAUUUUAUUGUAUGACUGUAUAUAUUUAAAUUUUAAUGAUCAUUCCGUGAAAACGCGGGCGUAUAAAAAAUUAUGA
Messenger RNA from Thelazia callipaeda (thelaziosis nematode), 9258 nucleotides. The record is from the annotation of a GenBank genome assembly. Lineage: Eukaryota; Metazoa; Nematoda; Chromadorea; Rhabditida; Thelaziidae.